CAGACUGAUAGUUUGACAAGUUGCAACGGAAUGUAUCACCCUCAGUUUCGUAGGAUAGCAACCAGAUCGAUCUCUCCACUCGAUGUACUCACUCAUAUGCGUAAAAGUCCAGGUGGGCUCGAGUCUAUACUGCGAGUGACUCAGUACAGUCUGCGCUUUUGCUGUUAUCUCUAUGCAGACGGACGAAGACCUUUAUCAUCUAAGCGUAGGGCCUGGCUGAGGCGGACUUUAUUGAUUGUGUCGCUACUGUCGAUGUCGCGAAAACUACUACAUCUCCUCGACACCAUCCGAGCCUUAGUAGGAUUAAAGACUCGGAUCAACUUCAAACUUCCUAGCGAUGAUCGUGGGCGACUGAAGGCAUUCGCUGAGAUCACGUCUAACAUAAUCGAAGCUAUCGUCGGCCUUUUCGACGACCUUUCAUUGCUACGACUACUUCCAAGCCGAUAUAAUCGAUCUGCCAGCAUUCUUCACUUUGUCAAUGUCCUUGUUCGAACAGUAGAAGCCGAGUUAAAAAAGACGGAACUAUGGAUUACUGGCCGUACAACACGACACGCUAUGCGUAUGCGAGAUCAAGCUGAUGAGCGGAUCAAGACACCUACUUCAACUUUUUCUCAGACAGAUUGGGAAAACCUCUCACCCAGUGAAAGAGCGCGCUCGGAGCGUUCGAUUGCUCGUGAGCGGCGAGGAAUCUUGCGCGAGUGUCGUUUGGGGCUGGAUCGCUUAUGGUGGACUCAGAUUGCUCUGCUAUGUGAUGGUGUAUUCUCCAUUUAUGACGUCUUGGAGAUGCAGGCUCGGGGACAGGGUGUUAGGGCUGCUGCAGGUUGCGCAAGCGCUUGGAUCAGUUUCAUGGAAGGCUAUCAAGAUUCGGCCCGAGUACUAUACCAUGAUCAACGCAUUACGAGGUUGUGGUAAAUGCUGAUUCCAGUUAGAAAGGUUUCUUCAGAUUUAUACUUCAGUCCACAACCCUGCUAACUCCGGAACUUCUGUGAAUUUGUGGACGAUUGGGAAUCCACAAUUUGGAUCUUCAAUUCAAAGUAGAAGCUGUAACAUACGGAUUUUCACGUUCUUGGAUAACACUUUGUAUUGAUUUUUUCUGCAUUUCAAAUGGAUUCUUUUGGAAGGAUGAAUUGUUUAGGGGCAGUGUUUUAAGGUGAAGCAAGUUUUUGUAAAAUAUCGGAAAUCUAGUUUCUUUCAAGGUUUAAAUUGUUUCCUUUUGUUAAUGUUGUUAAAAAA
Messenger RNA from Melampsora larici-populina 98AG31, 1233 nucleotides. RefSeq lists its product as uncharacterized. The transcript has 5 exons. NCBI's taxonomy places the organism in Eukaryota, Fungi, Basidiomycota, Pucciniomycetes, Pucciniales, Melampsoraceae. The record is from RefSeq and is a predicted model, not a curated record. Gene Ontology annotation, cellular component: peroxisomal membrane. Gene Ontology annotation, biological process: peroxisome fission. Bases 31 to 912 code for a protein of 293 amino acids.